Plectropomus leopardus (leopard coralgrouper) is the source of this 2376-nucleotide messenger RNA. RefSeq names its product neuroplastin a (gene nptna). Gene Ontology annotation, cellular component: plasma membrane; axon. Gene Ontology annotation, biological process: dendrite self-avoidance; axon guidance; homophilic cell-cell adhesion. The record is from RefSeq and is a predicted model, not a curated record. NCBI's taxonomy places the organism in Eukaryota, Metazoa, Chordata, Actinopteri, Perciformes, Serranidae. Gene Ontology annotation, molecular function: cell-cell adhesion mediator activity.
GGUGGUUAAGAAGAAAAAAAGGUGGUUCCCUUGCUGCACCGGGCUGACAGCAGCACAGCGGAGAGCCGCACAGGUAGCUAGCAGCAGCGCCGGAGGCUCCCGUUAGUCUACCUAGCGACACUUCCCUCUCUGCGUGAUACGACGGGAGUGUGCGGAGCCUCGGCGAAUCCAGCCCGCAUCAUCAUACCCCGCUCAGGUCACCUUAGAGCUCGCCUACCGGCAUUUUCCAUCUCCCGUCUCCGAAGAUGAUACCUGGCAAACGAAGAGCUGCAGUCAUGUCCCUCUCGGUGGCGAUAUUUGGAGCCCUGAUGCUGCAGUCCGUCUCUUCCCAGAACGCUGGCUUUGUCAAAUCACCUUUUUCUGAGACUAAACUCACUGGCGACACCUUUGAGCUGUACUGUGACGUGGUGGGAAACCCCACCCCAGAAAUCCAGUGGUGGUACUCUGAGAUCAACCGAGGCGACUCCUUCAGGCAGCUGUGGGACGGCGCCCGUAAGCGGCGAGUGUCCAUCAAUACAGCUUAUGGCUCCAACGCCGUGAGCGUGUUGGGUGUCUCUCAUCUCACAUUGGAUGAUGCUGGGACCUACGAAUGCAGAGCGAGCAAUGACCCGCGACGUAACGACCUGCACCAAAAUCCAGCCACCACCUGGAUCCGUGCUCAGGCCACUAUAUCGGUGCUGCAGAAACCGUCAAUCGUCGCCUCCGAACACACCACACUUCCUGUGGAAGGCGACUCGUACACACUGCAGUGCAACCUGACCAGCGCCCACAGUGCACACCAGGAGAGCUACUGGAUGAAGAACGGGGAGGAGAUCCCUGAAACACGCAGCCCAAAUAGGAACACUGAGUACAAGCUGACCAAACCAAGAGGAGAUGAUGCCGGAGUCUACAUGUGUGUCUACACCUUCAAGACGACUCCUCCAGCAAAUGCCACCAUCGAAGUUAAAUCUGCUCCUGAGAUCAUAGGCCACAAGCGCAGUGAGAAUAAGAACGAGGGCCAGCGUGCCAUUCUUUACUGUAAGUCUACGGGCUAUCCUCACCCCAUCUGGACCUGGCGCAAGUACGACAACGGCAUGCAUCGGGAAAUCGACAACUCAAGCGGUCGCUUCUUCAUCAACAGCAGAGACAACUACACCGAGCUCCACAUCGCCAACCUGGACAUUAAUUUAGAUCCAGGCGAGUACCACUGCAAUGCCACCAACAUGCUCGGCACCCGCGAUGAGAAGAUCGUGCUGAGGGUCCGCAGCCACUUGGCUCCCUUAUGGCCUCUGCUGGGGGUUUUGGCUGAGAUCAUCAUCCUGGUCAUCAUCAUCGUCGUUUAUGAGAAGCGCAAGAAGCCCGAGGAUUUACAAGACGAUGAUGACCCAGCAGGUCCCGUGAAAACUAAUUCAACCAACAACCACAAAGACAAGAAUCUGCGCCAGAGGAAUACAAACUGAGCAGUCUGUCUGCUAAGUUUCAUUACACAUGUAUUGACCAUAUGAAGGUAAACAAGAAGGGAAUCCAUACCAGUUGUUAAUAGGAUGUAUCUUCCAUUAUGAGUAUGGUUAUGGAGGAGUUCAAUGAGGCAUGCCUUAUGAUUUUAUUGUGUGAGGGUGCGAAUAUGGAAUUGUUAACAUUAUAACCAUUGUUGCUGCAUGCGGUUGUUGAUAAUUUUUUUUUUCCCUCUUAUCCACUAAUUUAACAUUUUUACUACUUCUUAAAUAAUGCAUGCAAGAUGUUGACCUUCUGUUUGAUACAGAAAUGGCUUUUUCUUUUUGCUCUUUUCUCUGAGAGUGGCUUCAUUUAGAUGAUCUGUGCCGUGCGUUCUAGAGGAAAAACAAAACUCGGCAAUGUAAAAGAAAACGCCACCGUGAUCUGGUAUGACAGCUGUGUACAGUUUUAUCAUUCCACUGCAUACCAUUUUAUCUGAAAAUAUUUAUUACAUUUUAAGGGCUUUGCAACGUCCCUCUAAAUUUGUUUAAGAUUUAAUUUACUGUAUGUACUGUAUGUAUUAAAUCACUAUAACUAUGUAUCAGAUCACCAUUAAUAUAAAGACUAUUCAUAUGAUAUGAUGCACUUAAAUGUUGAGGAUAAUGACAAUGUGUAUAAACCUACUUUAGGAAAACUGUACUAAUCAUUCUAACAUAUUGUUUUAUAAUUGUGUGUAUUGUACAGCAUGGCUAUUAUCCUAUGCAAUUAUUAUCCAUAUCAAUAUAUUGAAAAUCACUGCAGCUUUUGAUUUCUCUGUGACAAAGCUUUAAACUAGUAGGAUCACCGUAGAGCGUCGACGGCAUACUACACGGCUGCAUGAAUUCUCCAGCUGACGUGGGAGGCGGUGAAAGAAGCCCACGUCAGGACUGACACGUGUGAAGCAACUCCAAGAUCCCCCGACUC